GAAGGGCUCGGAUUUGGGCUGGCGGAGGACGGCCGGAGCGGUAAAUUUGCACAAAUACACACCGAUAGUUUAGCAGGUUUACUUUGGUUGGGAACCCAGGUGCUGAUCAUCAUGCACUAUUUGGCUCCGAUACAGAGCGAUAUAGAAAUAAAGGUCAUAUCCACAACACACGCCCUUCACUUCUUCAAUCGUACAGAAGUUGAGGCGGAAGGGGUUCCAGUUUACACCGACGCCGAAGAAUGGGCAGCCUGGACUAAAAUGUCGGACCCAGUCUUACAUAUCGACCUGCGAGCCUGGGCUGACCUGCUACUCAUAGCACCGCUGUCCGCCAAUACACUCUCCAAACUUGCCUCAGGCGCUUCUGAUAACCUCCUAACAUGCGUCCUCCGUGCAUGGGAUACGUCCAAACCGGUGAUUCUUUGCCCAGCGAUGAACAUGCACAUGUGGACGCAUCCCUUCACUGCACGACAUUUGGAAGUGUGUACGUCGAUUCUAGGGUACAGAGUUAUCGAUCCUGUAGUGAAGAAGCUGGCAUGUGGCGAUCUGGGCAAUGGGGCGAUGGCGGAGGUGGACACUAUUAUUGGAGUAUUAGGGCCGGUAAUUGAGGAGGUUAAAAAGGUCGCUCGGCAAGGUCAGGCUCUGGCCACCAGCAUCACAACCGCUGCCAGUCUGCAAGAUGUUCUGCAAUCUAAUUUGGGGCCAACGGGGACGCAGAAAAUGCGAGGGAUUGGAUCGCAAGCUCCAUUAGGGUGAUCGUUGGUACAGUACAUGGCUUGAAUAGAACAGCAAGGCAGUUGUGAAUGGCAGGAAAGGUGCAAUGUUUUUGGUUGUGGGAAAGGAUGGCGCCCGUCGGGA
Fimicolochytrium jonesii is the source of this 855-nucleotide messenger RNA. RefSeq names its product flavoprotein. Gene Ontology annotation, molecular function: FMN binding; phosphopantothenoylcysteine decarboxylase activity. Bases 112 to 753 code for a protein of 213 amino acids. The record is from RefSeq and is a predicted model, not a curated record. Lineage: Eukaryota; Fungi; Chytridiomycota; Chytridiomycetes; Spizellomycetales; Powellomycetaceae. The transcript has 2 exons. Gene Ontology annotation, cellular component: phosphopantothenoylcysteine decarboxylase complex. Gene Ontology annotation, biological process: coenzyme A biosynthetic process.